Messenger RNA from Serendipita indica DSM 11827, 1713 nucleotides. The record is from the annotation of a GenBank genome assembly. NCBI's taxonomy places the organism in Eukaryota, Fungi, Basidiomycota, Agaricomycetes, Sebacinales, Serendipitaceae.
AUGGCGGACGUUGCGAGUACUGCGCAUACUCUUGUCGAAGAAAAGGACACUGCGCCUUCGACACCCGGAGAAAAGAAAGAAUCUCAAGUGGAACAAGGAGUUGUCGAAGCCGUCAAAGAUGAUGAAAAGACCACGGACACAUACCUACACGGACGAAAGCUCGCGCUUGUACACUCGGGGCUAUUGAUGACCACCUUUCUCGUUGCACUGGAUCAGUCUAUCGUGGCUACAGCUCUUCCAAAACUCGUUUCGCAAUUUAAUGCACUGGAUCAGAUUACAUGGAUUGUGGCUGCCUAUUUCCUCACACAGGCCGGUCUCCUGUUGCUUUAUGGACGCAUACUCCAAAUCGUCUCAUCAAAGUACCUGUUUUUAUUCUGUAUUGUCAUGUUCGAGAUCGGCAGUCUUGGCGCUACAAGGCACGCACUGGCUCCUCUAGUAGAUAUUGCUUCUAAUAUUUCGAUAGGUGUGGGUGGUGGUGGAGGCUUCACGACCGUCAUCACCAUUGUUGCCGAGAUUGCUCAGCUCUCGGUCCGGCCAAUCCUCAUGGCAUCGUUUGGUGCAACCUUUGGUAUUGCAGGCGUUUGUGGACCUAUUAUUGGAGGAGCCUUUACAGAUCACGUCUCGUGGCGAUGGUGUUUCUGGAUUAACCUCCCAUUGGGGGCUUUCAGUGCUGUUGUGGUUGCGGCUUUGCUUCCUCUCCAUCCGCCACUUGGCUCAACUGCAGAGUCGCAAGGGCAAUCCUUGGUCAAGAAGUGGCUGAACCUUGACUGGGUGGGCGCAAUACUCUCUCUUGGCAUGGUCACUACCCUCGUACUCCCACUAGAAUGGGGAGGCGUAACCAGGGCUUGGGAUGACAAGGUCAUCAUCGCUUUACUUGUCACGGCCGGCGUGUUAUUCAUCAUUUUCGGAGUUUGGGAAUACUUCAAAGGCGACAACGCACUCCUCCCGAUGCAUUUAUUGCUCAAUCGCACACAGUUGGCGGGUGGAAUAUUUGCCUUCUUUUUUAUGGGCACUCACUUAAGCGCCAUCUACCAUAUUCCGUUCUAUUACCAGGCAAGAGGUCACUCGGCAUCUCAGUCUGGUGUCGACAUGAUACCCUAUGUGAUUGCAAUGGUCGUCUCAAACCUUGGCACUGGUGGAAUUGUCCGCAAGCUUGGGCGCUAUUGGUACUUUAUGUUCACUGGACCCAUCUUUGCAGCCGUGGGAUCGGGCCUACUCUACACAAUUAACACAACCGAGGCCAAGAAAGUCAUUGGAUAUCAAAUUCUUCUCGGCUUCGGUAUUGGUCAAACCUUUCAGCUCCCAAUCAUGGCCGUACAGGCAGAAUAUGCCAAUCGUCUCGAUAUGAUAUCCACUGCUUCGUCGCUCCAGCUUUUCUUCCAACUCCUAGGUGGCGUGUGUGGGAUUGCGAUCACGGGCAGCAUAUUCAACAACCAGCUUUCCGACGGUCUAUCGGUUUAUCAAGGAGUAAUUCCGACUCAAAUCUUGGACGCCGUCAAGCAAUCGGUGACAGUCGUCUUCUCUCUGCCGACCGAAUUCCAACUACCAAUCAUCGAUGUGUAUGUGUCCGCUCUGCGGACAACAUUCAUCUUUGGUGUUCCGGCAAUGGGAAUCGCACUUAUCUCUGCAAUCUUUGUGCGUAACUGGAACUUGCAUGAGCGAGGCAAGGUAUCGACUGAAAGAAUGGAAACUAAAGAAGUUAAGGCUAAUUAG